AUGGCUUCCAACAAAAAUGUUACAUCCGUAUCUUUUUUCUUUUUCCUCCUCUUUCUAUUCACCACCGUGAAUUCUACCACCGUGGUGCCUUCAUGGCAUGCGGCGGGCCAACAAUGCCCUAUUGAUACCCGACAAUUAGCGGCGUGCGCCCCAGUGUUGGCCACAGGUCCAAAGGGUAAACCACAGCAGCCAUGCUGUCAUUUUCUUGCACCCCUGGUUAAGAUUGAUGCCCUUCUAUGUGUUUGCAUUGCCCUUAAAGACAACGUUCUCGGCAGCAACCUCGACAUUCCACUCUCCCUUCCUGCUUAUUUGUCAUUUUCGUAUGCUGGAAAGACUAACACGACUCUGUUGCAUUAUGACUACUGA
Messenger RNA from Arachis duranensis, 366 nucleotides. RefSeq names its product cortical cell-delineating protein-like. Lineage: Eukaryota; Viridiplantae; Streptophyta; Magnoliopsida; Fabales; Fabaceae. The transcript has 2 exons. Bases 1 to 366 code for a protein of 121 amino acids. The record is from RefSeq and is a predicted model, not a curated record.